Messenger RNA from Phascolarctos cinereus (koala), 11521 nucleotides. NCBI's taxonomy places the organism in Eukaryota, Metazoa, Chordata, Mammalia, Diprotodontia, Phascolarctidae. The record is from RefSeq and is a predicted model, not a curated record.
AGGACUACUAGCCCCCUUCCCGAGGCCGGGGCAGAGCUAAGCAGCCCCGAGGAAGUCCUCGCCUUGGAGGUGGAGGAGCAGAGCUCUAGAGCUCCUCAAUCCGUAGGGCCACCCCAGCGGCUCCUUCGGAGGAGCCUCAGCUUCCGCCACUGGCCGGGCGGGGACGUGCUGCGGCUGCGGGCCCUCUCCCGGGACAAGCACCACCGUAGCUCCGGCUGCCUGCACCAGCCGCCCGAAGGGGAGCCCCUCUGGGCCUCAGGAGAUCCCAGGGAUGCUCUGGACUCGGCUGCGGCCGAGAUGGGCCCCGGAGCCCCGGAGGGGCCUCUGCCCUUGGCCCUGCCUCUGCCCCUGCCCCUGCCCCAGCCCCAGCCCCAGCUCCAGCCCCAGCCCUCGGAGAAGCGCAACACCUUGGACGUGGGCGAGGUGCUCAGCAAGGUGGACCCACUGGCACUGUCGGAACUGGAGCGCUGGGAGCGCAGCAAGAGCAAAAACCGCACGUUGGAUAACAGCGACCUGCAGCGGCUGGAGCGGGCCCAGGCCCAGGCCGUCGGGGGCCGGGGCCUCUUCACCGGGGCCUCCCUGGGACCUCCGGAGCAUCGGCUGCUGCGCUUCUUCAGCGGCAUCUUCGCCAGAAAGGACGGCACCUCGACCCCAUUCUCCAGCCCCAACGGCAGGGGCCCCCGUGGCAGCUUCACCCGCUCUCGGGGCUAUUUCAGCAGCCUCAAGAGGGGCCGCCCUGGACAUGCAAUCCAGCAGCGAGAGCAUCGGUGGCUCCCCGCAGAAAGAUGCCUUCGUGAAUAGCCAAGAAUGGACAUUAAGUCGAUCUGUGCCAGAGCUGAAAGUGGGAAUUGUGGGUAAUUUGGCCAGUGGCAAGUCUGCGCUGGUCCACCGGUACCUGACUGGCACAUACGUUCAGGAGGAAUCACCUGAAGAUGUGGAUGCAGGUGGGAGAUUCAAGAAGGAAAUAGUUGUGGAUGGGCAAAGCUACCUGCUGCUGAUUAGAGAUGAAGGGGGUCCUCCAGAGGCACAGUUUGCCAUGUGGGUGGAUGCGGUUAUAUUUGUCUUCAGCUUGGAGGAUGAGAUCAGCUUCCAGACAGUUUACCAUUACUACAGUCGAAUGGCCAAUUAUCGGAACACGAAUGAGAUCCCCAUGGUUCUAGUGGGAACCCAGGACGCGAUAAGUUCCAGCAACCCACGUGUGAUUGAUGACGCUCGAGCGAGGAAGCUGUCAAAUGACCUGAAGCGAUGCACGUACUACGAGACCUGCGCGACCUACGGCCUGAAUGUGGAGCGUGUGUUCCAAGAUGUUGCUCAGAAGAUUGUUGCCACCAGGAAGAAGCAGCAGCUUUCCAUAGGACCAUGCAAGUCAUUACCCAACUCCCCCAGCCACUCCUCCGUGUGCUCCGCCCAGGUCUCUGCUGUGCAUAUCAGUCAGACGAGUAAUGGAGGAGGGAGCUUGAGUGACUAUUCGUCCUCCGUCCCGUCCACUCCAAGCACCAGCCAGAAAGAGCUCCGAAUCGAUGUCCCUCCUACUGCCAACACUCCGACUCCUGUCCGCAAGCAGUCCAAGCGGCGAUCCAACCUAUUCACAUCUCGUAAAGGGAGCGACCCAGACAAAGAGAAAAAAAGCCUGGAGAGUCGAGCGGACAGCAUUGGAAGUGGCCGUGCAAUUCCAAUUAAGCAGGGGAUGCUAUUAAAGCGAAGCGGCAAAUCGUUGAAUAAAGAAUGGAAGAAGAAAUAUGUCACCCUGUGUGACAACGGCGUCCUGACCUAUCACCCAAGUUUACACGAUUACAUGCAGAACGUCCAUGGGAAGGAGAUCGACCUUCUGAGGACCACUGUGAAAGUCCCAGGGAAGAGACCGCCCCGGGCCACAUCGGCCUGCGCCCCCAUCUCCAGCCCCAAGACCAACGGCCUGGCCAAGGACAUGAGCAGUCUGCACAUUUCACCAAAUUCAGGGAAUGUUACUGCUAGUGCGUCUGUGUCUCAGAUGGCAAGUGGCAUCAGCUUAGUGUCCUUCAACACGCGCCCCGAUGGGAUGCACCAACGGUCCUACUCCGUCUCCAGCGCUGACCAGUGGAGUGAAGCCACAGUCAUUGCCAACUCGGGCAUCAGCAGCGAUACAGGUUUGGGAGAUUCAGUCUGUUCAAGCCCCAGCAUAUCCAGCACCACAAGUCCCAAGCUCGAUCCUCCGCCUUCCCCUCAUGCCAACAGGAAAAAACACAGACGGAAGAAAAGUACCAGCAAUUUCAAAGCAGAUGGACUCUCGGGCACAGCUGAAGCCAAACGCAAAGCAUGGAAACUAAACCGUGUUGGUAGCCUGCGAAAUAUAUACAGCAGCAGCAGCACCAACACCGAAGAACAAGAAGAAAACCUUGAGUUUAUCAUUGUGUCCCUCACCGGCCAGACGUGGCACUUUGAAGCCACCGCGUAUGAAGAGCGAGACGCGUGGGUACAAGCCAUCGAGAGUCAGAUCCUGGCCAGUUUACAGUCUUGUGAAAGCAGCAAGAACAAGUCCCGCCUGACGAGCCAGAACGAGGCGAUGGCCCUGCAGUCGAUAAGGAACAUCCGGGGGAAUUCACAGUGUGUGGACUGUGAGGCUCAAAACCCAAACUGGGCCAGUUUGAAUUUGGGUGCCCUCAUGUGCAUCGAGUGCUCAGGGAUACACCGGAAUCUUGGCACGCACCUUUCCCGCGUCCGGUCGCUAGACCUCGAUGACUGGCCCAUUGAACUCAUCAAGGUCAUGUCCUCCAUUGGUAACGAGUUGGCGAACAGCGUCUGGGAAGAGAGCUGCCAGGGACACAUGAAGCCCUCGCUGGACUCCACCAGGGAAGAAAAGGAACGGUGGAUACGGGCUAAGUAUGAGCAAAAGCUCUUCCUGGCACCUCUUCCGUGCAUGGACCUCUCUCUGGGCCAGCACCUGCUGAGGGCCACAGCGGAUGAGGACUUGCGGACUGUCAUCCUGCUCCUGGCCCACGGGUCACGGGAAGAAGUGAAUGAGACCUGCGGGGAGGGCGAUGGACGCACAGCUCUGCACCUCGCCUGCCGGAAGGGGAAUGUGGUUCUGGUACAGCUCUUGAUCUGGUAUGGCGUAGAUGUCAUGGCUCGAGAUGCCCAUGGAAACACGGCGCUGGCGUACGCCAGGCAAGCCCCAAGCCAAGAGUGCAUUGACAUUCUCCUGCAGUAUGGCUGUCCCGACGAGCGCUUCGUCCUCAUGGCGACUCCCAACCUGUCCCGGAAAAACAACAAUCGGAAUAACAGCAGUGGCCGGAUGCCCACCAUCCUCUGAGCUGUAAGUGCGGCUUUGCUGGCACCCCAAAAUCAGCAGCCCUCAUUGUACCCUUUCUCCUCAAAAUUACAACCUGUGAGUGUCGUGAAGUCCCACCUCCCACCUGACCCCGGGAUGGCAGCCUUCCUCCUCGACCACCUCACCUCCACCCCGACCACCUCUCCAUCCUACCCCACCCCACUCCCCCAAAAAAUCAGAAAUCUGGACAACCAUGAGGAGAAUACUGGUGAAAGAGGAGAAGGAAAGAGAAGCACAGAAUGAACGAUCCUCCUUAAAGAUCUUAAUGAUGAACACAGAAAGAGGGAGGACAAAAAUCAGCUUGGCCUUGGUCCUUUGAUCAUGCUUAACCCACGGCAUGGGACUGACCAUUUUAUGGGUUGUCCACAGACUGUCUCGGCAAGUGAUGGGGAAGAGGGCGGGAGAGGGAGGGAGGGAGGAAGAGGAGGCAGAAGAAAGAAGGAAUGGUAACUUUCCUUAACUGCCGGUUAAGCACAUCAGUACUUUUCCCCACUCCCAAACGGAACCCCGGGAUUUCAUUCUCUUUGCCGAGGAACUUGACGACAUAAAUCAGAGGCAAGUACAGAGUUUGUCAGGUUUGAAGCCCCUAUGAUGGUGUGUGUCAAAUCAGUUGUAGCUAAUCUGUCCAGGGAGAAUACUGGCUUCAUUACACUUGUAGAGUUGAGCUCUUCCAGCAUUACCGCUGUUUAAUAGGACAUGAUUAGUCAUCACGGAGAAAAAAGCAUAUUAGCUGAGAAGGUAGUUACUCGGCACGCAUCGGUGAUUGCCUGGAUGUGAUUGCAAUAUUCUUCCGAGCAUCAUAUUAUCUCAGACAUGUUCUUCGGAGCCCUUGGAGUCCUCCUUUCUAAAUUCACUGUCAUAAUUUAGGAUCUCUUUAAUUUUUCAGCCCAAAGAGAGAAAAGCAGUUGCCGAGUAUUAUUUGACUGCAGUCUCCUUGGUGUUAACAACAAAAUGGGAAAAAAUAAAUAAGAGUAACGAUGAAAUCCAGAAAGGAAAUCGUAAGCCCUGCUAACAAUCACAUUUCAAGUACGUUUAGUCAACUCAAUAAAUGAGUCCACAGCAAUUUUUUUUCUUUCCAGCUGAGAGAGAGAGAGAGAGAUUUGUUUUAUUUUUUUCUGUCCUUUGGCCAAGGUGGGUGUGUCAAAUUCAGGGGUCCCUCUCAUGCUGUGUUGCCUAAGUUAUACAGAUUUUUGUAUUGUGUCUUUAGAUGAGUGUAAAAUCUAUUUGAAUAAAAAAAAAGUUCACAAAGAUGCAUUGAUUUUUGUACAGAUGGAUGGCACCUCCACUGAUUUGGAAAUUGACCUACAUGUGAACACAUCAUGGGCCAACUUGAGGGGCUGGGAGGGUUACGGGUCAUUGACACAGAAAGGGCCCCAGUAGCAGGCACUUCCCAUCUAUUUUUGUAUAUUCUUAAAGGGCAUUUUAGAAUGAGAUGGUGGCCCAUUUUAUUUAUUUUUUAAAAGGUGAUGCUGAAUCUUGUUAGGAAGCAAAGAGAGGGGAGGGUGGUUUUCAGCUAUGGAAACAAUUUAGAUGUAACACUUUUGCCGACGGAGACAAAGGGCUGUGUCUUAGAGGAAGCUUAGGCUUGUCUAAUAAAACGCAAAUGCUUGAGAAAGGGGGCCCAUGAAUAGCAUCCCUUCUCGCCUCCCUCUCUAUGGCUGUCGUCAGAGGGAGACAGAGCCGCCUAAAACUGAACACUCAUCCCUAGCCGCCGUGUUGGUACGUGUUUUGCUAUUCGGUAUUGCUACCCUGGGCUAUUGCUGACGCCCACCAGCUAUAGACAUGGCAAAACAACCAGGAUUGUUUUUGAGGAAGAGGAGCAGGGAUUCUCAAGAGGCUCUUGGGAGUAGAAAGGUGGAAAGAAGGGUCUGGGACAGUGAAGGGGGAAAUCUGACCUGAAUUAGAAACUGGUGGACAGCAUUUCUAACCCCACCCAGCCAAAUAAUUUAAAAAAACCCCUAUUUCAAGUUUUUCACAUGUGCCAUCUAUGUUUCAAAUGGCUUGGGAGGUUCAUUUUGGGGGGGGGGGGUUGUUUGUUUCUCCUUUCCAAAAAAAAAAAAAGACAAGUUGGAGCAAACCAUGAAGUGCUGAGUGAAAUGUCUCGUGUGCACAAAAUAUUCAAAAUCAGUUUCUCUUCUGAAUUAAAAUUCUGUGGCAUGUCCGUCUAAGAAUGGGAGGAGGAGGGAGGGGGUCCCCAGUGUGAUACUGACAAUGCCUCUCCUUCCGUGUUUGAGCUACGUAUUUCAUCCCUGUGUGCCUGUUUUUAUCUCUCUUUCCCCCUUCUUCCCCCUUCUUCCCCCUUCUUUCUUUCUCCCUCUCCCCACCUCCCACCAUGGAAAUCCAUCAGUUAGAGUCUGACUCCCCAGAGCAGGAAGUGCAUUGCUCCUGCUCCUCUUAACGUGUUGUUGGUGUUCCAGGAGGAAGUGCCCCUGUCCUGAGCCUAAGUUUUGGCAACAAAAUGUUUCAAAAGGAGGAGGAGCUUGGGGGGGGGGCAACAAUAAAUGAGGGUCUUGUUUGUGAGUCUGCUUUUGUGCUGUUAGAAAAAGCAGAAGUACCUUCCUUAUUCCCAAAGCCCACCCUCGUAUUUGAAUAUCUUGCUAACACAAAGACAGUAAAAGACUUAAGGAGAGAGACCCGUCCUAGAGAUUGCCCCUGGUGAGGGGCAAAAGAUAAAGUUUAAAAUAUCUAUAUCCGUGGCUGAUAAGAGCUAUGUAGGAAGUGGUGGAUGAGAUAAAACCUUUUUUUUUUUGGUUUGGUUUGGUUUUAAUAAAAAGACUCAAAAGAGACGAGCAAAGAUUGGAAGGACCAUUCAAAAAGCAGGAGGCAAAAAGAUAGUGAAUGAUGUCAUCGUCCCCUACAGGAAGACGAUUGCUGGGAUUUUAUAUCCCAGCAAAGCUUCCUUCCUCCCUUCCACCAGUUGCGUCAUCUGGCUGAAUGGUUGCUAAAAUGGAUGAGUGUUUAUUGCAUAGUCAGGUUCAGAGAAAAUUUACGUAAAGGAGGGCUGCUGGAAACAGGAUUCCCUACCGAGAGAUCUGACACAGAGACCUUGCUCUCUUUGUUUCAAUGCCCAGGUUCUCUUAACUGGAAAGGAUUUCAGAUCUCAGGACUCACAGAUUCCCCCCUCCCCAUCCCACCCUUUCCCUACCUCGCCCUGAUGCUCCCAGAGAUGAGCAGCCCUCAUGAGUGGAGUCAUGAUGAGUAGAGUGGUGAAUUAAUGAAUCUCCUGCCUUACGAACAGAGCUAGUCUCCUAUCUCCCAAUAAGUUCACAUCAACAUUUACAUAUUCCAGAAGGGUGUGGCAGUAUAUACCACUAGCCCACAGAUGAAGAUUAUUGGACUUGGAGGAGGUGGUGACAGCAAGCGUAAUGAGCUCUGGCCAGUAGAAAAUUCAUUCCUGGCUCCUAAGUAGUUUGGUGAUUUGUUACUUAUAUUCCACAAAGGGAGCCUGUCUCCAUUUGAGUGGGGCUGGGAAGUUGUGGGGAGGGAGGAUUGUUCUUUUUUUUUCUUCUGGGCCUUCAGGAUGGUGGCCUGACCCAAAAAAAAAAAAAAAAGACAUAGAUGUUAGCAUUUUCCUUACAAAGUUCACACAGAGAAAGUUCCAAGGGGCCCCUACCAUUCUCAUUCACCAAUUUCUUUGGGCAGCAUAGAAGGGAAAAUCAGAAAACCUGGAUUCCUGUCCAGAAAGCAUGGAAUGACCUAGCUGAAAGUUAGACCCACUGAACAUUCAGGAUGAAAGGAAAGUCUUUGCUGAGGUGAAAGAAUCAUACGAUCGUAGAUCUAGAGUUGGAAGGGACCUAAAAAGCCACUUGGUUCAACUGCCUCAUUUUACAGGUGAGGAAACUGAGGCUGGGAGAGGUUAGGUGACUUUCAUGAGGUGACAUAGGCAGUGUCAAAGGUGAAAUUUGAGGCCAGAUCCUAGAGAGGACUGUAAAGCCCAUGAUCUUCCCAUGGUGCCAUACUGCCUCCAUAGUCAUUAUAAAACACAGGCAUAACUGUCUCCAUGAUAGGAAAAAGUUCUCACCUGCUGAGUCCACUCUUUUAACCUCUCUCUCCAUCCUUGCUCCUAGUUCUGCUUUGAUUGACUUUCUCCAGAACCCAUCUUCCCUAUUCUGUACAUCCCCCAAGCACGUUAUAAACAAACACAAAAAUAAAUUGGAAAGCUCUCAGGAGGAAAUGCCUACAGAAAUACAUGGAAGACAUGAGUCUGUUUGGUUGAUUUGUAUAAUAUCGCCUUUAUUUCUACAACUCCCUUGUCAGUCUUCCUACUUUGCCAAGUCUCACCUCUCAGAGUUCAUCCUUUGAAAAAAUGAAGGAAAGGUUACUAAGAGCUUCAAAAUCAUGGAUGUAAAUCACCAUCAACGUUUCCUAAUUUGGCCCAUGUCUUUCCUUUUGUGUUAUCCACAAAGCCCACUAGGGCCACCCAGUCCAAGGAUGACUUUUCAAUACUCCUCACCUGAGAAACAAUGGGGGGAGAGGUUUGAACAGCAUCCCAGGGAGCACAGAGUGCGUGGCCUGCCAGACACGCCUCCUGCCUUAGCCAUCGUGGUACUAAAUUAUGUGGCUUUUUAGCCCAGGAUGCAUGAUUUGCAUGUUGUUUUAAGAGAAGAGUGAGAAAGAACAUGGUGACUGAGGCUAGAUGAGGCUGUUAUUAAGUAUGGUCCAUUAAACAUGGCCCACUGAAGAAAAAUACACAGAUCUUAGUGUUCACCAUUGGUCAGGGCACAGGCAAACCACAGCCUCUCAAAGCCUCGAUGUCCACAUCCGCAAAACAAGUGGGUUAAACAAGAUGUUCUGCUAGUAGCCAGUGGCUAAGAGGAAGGGACCAAACCUUUCAUUGUUCACUCCUAUUUCUGGAGGGAUUAUUUUUAAUCACUGAUGAGUCCAACUGUGUGGUUUGAGAAGAAAGUUGAUUGCUUUCCUCCAUGGCGGCUCAAGAGCAUCCUUAAGAGAUAGGGAAUGACCUUCCCUUCAUCCUUUUGGAACCCCCAAUGCUCUUCACAUGUGUAGACCUUCACCACCUCCAAGAGGGAUUAGAUUUUGGCUGAGUCCCAGAGAGAAGAACUGGGGCCAAUGAAUGGAAAUUGCAAAGAGGAACAUAGAGUUCUGCUAUGAAGGGAAAUGUCCAAUUAUUGAGAGCUUUCACAAGCAGAAUCGGCUGCCCUAGGCAGGGGUGGGCUCACCUCAGUGGGAGUCCUCAAGCACAGACUGGGUGGCCACUUGCUCAGGAUGCUAUAGAGAGCAGCCUCUUGUCUGAACCCCAACUGGAGGGUCAUGGGGGGAGGGAGGGGUCCUGGCCAGCUUUGAAGAUCAGUUUAUUUUUCAUUUUAGGUCAGAUGUAGAGGUAAUUUAAUCUCUGAGUUAUUUUAAGAUAGUAAUUCUUUGGAUCAAAAAUAAAAACAAACUUUUUUUUUAAAUUCAAGAACUCUGAGUUGGAAAGUAUUUGGGGGAUUUCAGCAAUAUUAUCUCCAUAUCCCCAUAUCAUGCAUGUUCAUGCAUGUGCAAAUGCAAACACUCACAGGAAGUGUAAAGGGCCAGAUCUCAGGUCAUUUCCUCUGUAUCUUCAAUAAGCCCCUUGAGGGCAGAAGCUGUUUCAUUUCUCUUUUGUUUUUCCAACACCUAGCAGAGUGUAUGGCACAUAGGUGCUUUAACAAAAGCUUACUUAUUGGUACUUCAUAUCAAACACACCAUGUGUAGGGCACUGUCCUAGGUGCUGAGUGAGAUUCAAAGCCCUCUGCCUUCAUGAAGUUCAUAAAAGAAACCAUUGAAAAAAAUAAAUAUUUUGCUGUGAGACCACACAUCUGGAAUUAGAAGGAACCUAAGAGAUCAUGUAGUUCCAUUUCCUCAGUCCCACUUCACAGAUGAGCACCCUGAGGCCAAGAGAUGUAAACUGACUAAACCACAGAGUAAACAGCAAAGCCUGGUUUGAAACCCAAGUCUUUUGAUUCCAAAUUUGGAGCUCUUUCCGCUGAGUCACACUGCCUACAAUAUAAUGCUUAAAAAUAACAGCAGGGUUUUCUGGUUAAAAAAUACUUUCCAAUCCAUUAUUUCAUUCGAUGCUCCCAAAACCCAGUAACGUAGACAGGGGGCAUGUUAUUGUCCAAGUAUUUUUUUCCAGAUGAAAGUGAAUUGGCUUGUCCAAUAUCCAUUUAGAAGUGGUGGAGUCAGAACUUGGACCCAACUCCAGUGCUCCUUUCACUGUACCUUCACUGCACUGCUCUCCAAAACAAAUUCAGAUGCCCUCAGAAAACACAACCGUAGCAAAUACGUAGAAUGGAAAUUGCAGGAGGGCAAGACUGUUUGGCUUUUGGAUUUUUAUGCCUAACAUAUAACUUAGUGCCUGGUACACAGUUGUUGUUCAAUAAAUGCUUUGGGUGCAGUUGAAUAUUAUGACAGCAGUCACAGAAAGCCAGUAUCUCCCUCAUAUUUCAAGGAAAGCGCCUUCAUUUUUCUUGCUGGAUAUUGUUUAGACUUGGACAGAAAGCUAAAAACUGCUUUUGAAAUCCAUACUAAAAAUAAGAAAUGAGAAGUUGAGCUAAUCAUAGAAAAUCCUGGUAAGUUGCCCUUAUCAACGAAGGGAUCAUGGUUUUGGUUGAAGACAAUUUCAGAUCUUACUGCCACUUGUAUAUGCCUGUAUAUACAAAUCUUCAGAAAUACCCUUUGGCCCACAGAGUGUAACAAUUCCUGAGUGACAUGUAGACUGUUCAUAGUCUCCAAGCUCACAGCUGCCUGCCUCCCUUCUAACAUUCUUGGAAGUUCCGUAUAUAUGUCACACGCAUUCUUGGGAUGACGUGUGGGAACAUAGGAAUGAAUACAAUAAGUCACCAAGAGGGAAACAGUCUAGAAAUAUUAUUUGUCAUUCAUUGUUUAUGCAAAUACAUGUUUUCUGUGAUUGCAAACUUUAUUAUGAGCAUAGAGGGAUACUGGAGGAAGACCCUUGGUAAAAGAAUAGUGUGGGUUAUUCAAUGGAGUACGUGGGGAAAUUAAGACUUUUCAAAAGGGGGAAAAUUCACCUGUAAUGUAUGAGGUAAAACUUAGUCAUCCAUAAACACAGAUAUUUUGAUAUCGAUGGAAGAACACAAAAAAAAGGAUGAUAUGUGAAACUGUGAACUUGUUAGGUACAAUUUGAGUUUUUAAGUGUAUAUCAGUACAUAAGAUAGAAACAAAAUUGCCCUGUUUGUCUCCUUCUAUAUAAAGUAAUUUUUCCUCAAAGAUUUGAAAAAUGUCCCCCAUGCUUGCUCCCAGUUUGUGCUGAAGGCAUAUGCAAGUUGAACAUCUUUCACCUGUCCAUGACCAUUGGAGGGGUCCUUCUCUAAGUCACUUCUCUGUGGAAAAUGAGCACUCCAUGAAAAGUCCACUUUCUUUGGUCCAAUUUUCCAGUUGAGAUGCACUGGGUCCUGCAAAAGGAAAGAAUCAUCUACAUCUUUUCCAAAGACAUACGAAUCUCACUGAUAGAGGUACGAAGCAUUGGAUAUAGGUGAAGGAGGGAUUCUACACUGGGGGCACUCUGAUUGACUUUGGAAGGUAUGUUCUGAAUAUUUUUCACUCGGUACAGCCAGCCAGUGUGUUUUAAAGAGACCCACCCUGAGGGUCAGUGACCCUCAGGAUCAGUGUAUCAGUUUUCCUUUGGGCGCUUGACUCUCUUCCCAAGGGCCACCCCCAGGCUGUCUUCUCUUAGCCCUCUCCAGUUAUCCAACCACCCUCUUUACUUCUCAUCUUGUCAGCGUGUGUUUUUCUUAAAAGGGGCAGGGGAGCAAGUCUGAAAGGUCUCUGUCAGGCCUGGCACGGGGCAGAUGUUAACGCACGGUUGUUCUUAUUUGUUUCUGUUUCUGUAAAUAGCAAUGUACAAAUGGAAAAAGCAGUGUGGAAUUAAUGAAGAGAUGCGCUUUUGAGUUGUUUUUAUAUUACCUCAUUCAGCAAGUUUGUUUUACAAUGAUGAUUCAACAAUGCUUAAUUUAUAUUGUUUGUACUGUAAUUAAAACCAUUGACAGACAUUUCACCUUGCUUGUUAUUUCAUACAAUCUUGAUUUGAUUAAAUAUGCCAGUUUGUAUUAUGUUUUUCUCCCUCCCAUGGGAUUUCUUUGUGUGUGUCAGCUGUACAGUAUUCUGAAUGAAAAAUGAAAAAAAGAAAGAGACAAGGUGUAAAGUACUGCCCAGAGAGAAUGAGAGAGAGGCUGCUGUAUUGUACAGGUCUCCAAUAAAGAAAAAAACAACGUG